AUGCCUAUUUCUGAUGGUAAGGUCACUGCUGCCAUUCAUGAAUUCAUCCUUCUGGGCUUCCAGUGUAGCUGUGAUGUAGAGAUUCUCCUUUUUAUUUUGUUCUCCAUUAUCCACAUCUUGACUUUGUUGGGCAACGGUACUAUUAUCUGUGCUGUGUGGUGGGACCCGCAACUCCAAACCUCUAUGCACACCUUAUUGGCCAAAUUCUCUUUCCUGGAGAUCUGUUACAUCAAUUCCAGUGUCCCCAACAUGCUCUUUAACUUCUUUUCCAAGGCCAAGACCAUCUCCUACAGUGGCUGUAUUCUACAGUUCUACAUCUUCUUCUCACUUUGCGCCACAGAACUUUUCUUCUUGGCUCUCAUGGCAUUUGAUAGGUAUGUCACCAUCAGCUGUCCACUUCACUAUCCCAUCAUAAUGACCAAGAGAAUCUGUGGAACUCUUGUGCUGACCUGUUGGGUGGGUGGUUUCCUCUGGUUAGUGACACCUACCACCCUUGUCUCUGAAAUUCCAUUCUGUGGUUCAAACAUCAUUGAUCACUACCUGUGUGAUUUGGGGGCAUUGCUGGCCAUAUCAUGUGUCCCUGUCACUAAGACAUCUCUGACAUGUAGCACUUUCAGUGCAGUGAUCGUGCUUAUCACUUUGUUCUAUAUCCUUUUGUCCUGUACCCUGGUCCUUCGAGCUGUGGUUCAGGCUCAAAAAAGUUCAGGCGGAAAAAAAUCCUUCUCCACAUGUGCUUCCCAUUUGGCUGUGGUGUCACUAUUUUAUGGCUCAGUUGUGAUGAUGUAUGUAAGCCCAGGGGCUGCCAACCAGCCUGGCCUUCAGAAAUUUGUGUCUAUGUUCUAUUCAAUUGUGACUCCACUUUUAAAUCCUCUGAUCUGCAACCUUAGGAAUAAGGAGAUGAAGGUUGCCUUGAGAAAAGCCAUGUGUAAGGUUUAA
Molecule: messenger RNA, 936 nt
Organism: Nannospalax galili (Upper Galilee mountains blind mole rat)
Lineage: Eukaryota; Metazoa; Chordata; Mammalia; Rodentia; Spalacidae
Product: olfactory receptor 11G2-like
Biological process (GO): G protein-coupled receptor signaling pathway
Cellular component (GO): membrane
Molecular function (GO): olfactory receptor activity; G protein-coupled receptor activity
Source: RefSeq, a predicted model, not a curated record